Contarinia nasturtii (swede midge) is the source of this 728-nucleotide messenger RNA. RefSeq lists its product as uncharacterized. The record is from RefSeq and is a predicted model, not a curated record. Bases 126 to 635 code for a protein of 169 amino acids. The transcript is spliced from 5 exons. Lineage: Eukaryota; Metazoa; Arthropoda; Insecta; Diptera; Cecidomyiidae.
AGACAUUUCAUCGUCAGAGUUCGCAGUAUUUUGAAUCUGCCAAAUACUUUUGGAUCUGUAACUGUGUUUUUGUCGAACGCGUUCUUGUUUAGGAUUUUUUUUAGUAUAAAAGCGAACAUAUUUUAAUGAAAAUGGAAAAAUCAGGCGUUGAUACCAAUGAAUUGAAGCAAAAAGUGGCCAAUUUACGUAAACAAUGUAACGAAUACGAUUUACUGCUGAAGCAUCUUUCGCUGUCGUACACUGAUUUACCGUUGAAUAUGCAAAAAGAAUUGGAUGAAUAUGCUCUGUACAAACGAAAGCUGGGACUGCACACGAUGGAUAUGGGAACUUUAUCUGAAUUCUACUGUACGAACACCGAAAGAAACAUUGGCAAACAAAUUGCAAUACUUAAGGCUCGCGCAUGUAAUGAACAAAUUGAAAAGGAUUUGGCUAAAACAAAAAGUGCAUUGAUUGAAGCAAAAAGUUUUGCCAAUAUUUUGCGUAAUAAAAAUAAACAAUGUGGUGAGAUUGAUCUUUCGUUGCGUGAUGCCAAUCGCGAAAUUAAUGUAUUCACCGAGAAAAAGAAUAAAUUGGAAGAAAACAUUAAAGUCGAUGUCGAUCGCAUUCUAAUGAAACUAGAGCAACUUGCUGAAUAGAGUACGGAAUUUUGUUACAUUUUUUGGGAAGCGAUUACAUUCAUGUGAUAAAUAACAUUAAAAAUAAAUUUAAUUCAUUUUCAAACAAAAAAA